Messenger RNA from Spirodela intermedia, 401 nucleotides. Lineage: Eukaryota; Viridiplantae; Streptophyta; Magnoliopsida; Alismatales; Araceae. The record is from the annotation of a GenBank genome assembly.
AUGUGCCCAUUUACUUGGUAUGCCCUCACGAGCAACAGCAAGCGCAUACUCUCCUGGAUUGUCUGGCCCGAAAUUCCCGGAGAGGUGGCGGCUUGGCCAACGAAAUUCCUGAAGAAGUUGUCCCAUGAUUCAUCCACGCUGUUGGGAUCGGCUUCCCACGCCCUCUGGAGCUCCUCAAGGUACACGCUGCUCGUGCCAUCGAGGAAACUAUCUGUGAGCUUUGAAAGCGGCACAGGGCGGGGAAUCGGGGCGGCGUUGUGCCUGGCAGAAGUUGAACGGAAGCCGCGGGAGGGCAGCGGACUGAUGCGGGGCCUGGUGACGUGGUGGGAGGCCUGAAUGAGGUUUUUCCUGACGGCAUGCCUCGCCACGCCGGACACGGCUCUGAACCACGCCAUCUCUGA